Messenger RNA from Oldenlandia corymbosa var. corymbosa, 2984 nucleotides. NCBI's taxonomy places the organism in Eukaryota, Viridiplantae, Streptophyta, Magnoliopsida, Gentianales, Rubiaceae. The record is from the annotation of a GenBank genome assembly.
GUACCAACGUGGCUUUAAGGCCCUUCAGUGAAAAAAAAAAUCCAUAAUCCAUAAAACCCAUAAAUAUUCAAACACAAAAAAAAAGCCCAAAUCGGAAACCAUAAAAAUGAAAGGAAAAAAGAAAAAUGGAAAACGAUUAUACAGUUUAUAGUAGUUAGAACAGGGAGUCGUCGACGACACAGUCACGGGGCUUAUCGGCAAAAUUUUCGCCUUUUGGAAAGCUUUUUGUUCCCCAACUUGGGAUAAUCCACAAUUGGAUUGGCUUCUUAUCCAUUUCCCAAGCAUUAAUUUCAACGGAUAACCGUUUUACCCACUCGCCAUGCUCCUUGAAGGUAAAGUCGUAUUGUAGUUUUCAUGGGGUUUCGGGUUUUGGAUAUGCUACUUUGAGCUACGAAGUGAGCUUAUCUGGUUUUAGAUGUUUUAUGGGUUCGGUAUUCUGAAGCUUAGAUUUUUAAGGGUUGUGUGAAAUUUUUCUGUUUCGGGUUAAGAUUGGUUAGGGUUAUUGGUGAAAAAAGUUUGGGGAUUUUGAAUGGGAAGGUAAAUCUGAAAGGAAAAAGAAGUUUCUUUACUGGUAUUUGAGUGAUUGGCACGUGAUUUUCUUCUGGUUAAUUCUACCAGUUCGGGAAAGUAGCUCUUGUUUAGAAAUAUAUUGGGUAAGUGGGAAAGAUUGUUUGGGUUGAUUGUGGCACUGUGGAGACAGUAUGAUGUCUGUGGAGAGAUCUUUUGAAGCAUGGGAAGAGGUGCAAAGGCACGGUCAAGAUUUAGCUGAUAAGUUAGCUCAAGGAUUCACUGGCUUGAUUCAGUCUCACAUCACGCCGCCACAGUUCCCGUGGCCUAAUGCUCAGCCACCAAAGCUGUUUGAAAUGGAGUUCCCAGCUCAGAAUUUUGUGAAAAAGGAUUUUGGACUGGCUGUGGAUAGUUCAGCUAUCAAUGGUGUUUCUGCUAUUUUUGAUAUCGGGAAUAAAAUUGGGCAGGCUGGGGUUGACCUUGGGGCUUGUGUCAAUGGUAUGGUACAACAAUUUUUUAGGAGGUUGCCUGUACCUUUCCGGCAUGAUGAAAAUGUUGGGGUAUCCUUGCGGUCGGAGGCUAACAUGCCGAGGAAUGAUAUUGGUAUUACUUUGGGAGAGGACUUGGGAUCAUUGGCUGAGCGCUUUAGGGAUUAUGGUUACACAGAUAACAAAUUGGUUUUGGAUUCCACUGAUGAAGAAAAUGGUGGCACAGAUGCAAAGGCAUCAAGGCUCUUCGGAAGAUCACAGGGUACCAUUAAUCUUACAUCAACAUAUGAGAGUAGAACACGGACUGUUGAAAGUAUGCUGGUUGCCCGAGGAGACUUAUGGAGAGUAGAGGCAUCUCAAGGUGGUACUACAUCCGGCAGCGAGAACUCAUCCCUGUUUCUUGUCCAGCUUGGUCCUGUUCUCUUUGUUCGGGAUUCCACCCUGCUUUUGCCUAUUCAUUUGUCUAAACAACACUUGCUUUGGUAUGGUUAUGAUCGAAAGCACGGAAUGCAUUCUCUAUGUCCAGCUAUGUGGUCGAAACAUAGGAGGUGGCUGUUGAUGUCAAUGAUCUGUCUCAAUCCUAUGGCUUGUUCAUUCAUGGACCUACAGUUUCCAAAUGGCCAAAUCACGUAUGUGGCCGGUGAGGGUGUAUCGACCAGUGCCUUUUUACCUUUGUGCGGUGGUCUUCUUCAAGCCCAGGGUCAAUAUCCAGGAGAAAUGAGGUUUAGUUUCUCUUGUAAGAACAAGAUGGGGACCUGUAUUACGCCUAUGGUACAGUGGCCUGAUAAAUCAUUCUCCCUAGGGCUUGCACAAUCUUUAGCUUGGAAAAGAUCUGGUUUGAUGGUCAGGCCCACUGUCCAAUUCAGUUUGUGCCCAACAAUUGGUGGAAGCAAUCCUGGGUUGCAAGCAGAACUCACACAUUCUCUGAAGGAGGAAGUAAGCCUUACCUGUGGCUGCUCACUUGUUGCUCGUCCCACAGCAUUUGCCUCGCUAUCUGUAAUUUAUUCCUACCUCUUUUUUUUUUUUCCUACCCCUUACAAUUUGCUGUAUAAGUUCCUUUUGUGUGGAUAAUCCAUAUUUCAUUGUUGAUAAGGUUUUAUUUACUGUAAAAUGCAAAUGCCUGUAGUGAGGGUUUGUUUCUAGUCUGAUUAGAUUGUACAACGGGGUAAGGUUUUUAGCAAUGCAAAAUCCACUGGGAAGAGGUGUUAUAUUUUAGGACUACGUUCUAAACAGCUGUUGUCUGUAGAAGUAUGAAGUCUAUCCAAGCCUUCAACUUUGUUGAACGGAAUUCAUGCUUGGCAUAUUUCUCUCUCUAUAAACAUUUAUUUGGCCUUGUCUUAUGUCUGAUAUUAGUUUGAUGGAAGCCCCAAAAAGAAAGUUAGAACUCUGUACUCUGGAGGACUUAAGUGUUCGCGAGAUCUCCAUUAAGAUUUCUGACUUGACAAAAAAUAUAGUUCCUUCUGCUAAUCUUUUCUUUUCUUUUGUGAUGAACGCAGUUGGGCAGGUCAAAAUGGAAUGGAAAUGUCGGGUGCUCUGGUGUGGUUGUCAAAGUUGAAGCUCCUCUGGGAGAUGUAGGCAGGCCAAACUUGUCUGUACAGUUUAAUAGUGGAAUUGAAAUAUGAUACUUGUUGCAAUUCCUGUAAAAAUUUUGUAUAGUUUCUGGGUUUUCCUUCCUUCUGUCCAUGACUGAGUCUGACCCUGUGCUUUGGCCCCUAACCAUGAAUUGUUAGAAGAAAGAGUAGAAUACUGUUUAAGUCAUUUCUAUACAUUGUAAAAUUCCGCAAGAAUAUUGUUCAAUGUUCAUAAUAUAAAAUCGUUGGCAAAAGUGUACUAAUAAGAAUCAAUCAAGAAUUAUCAUUAUUGGUGGCCAGCGUUGGAAGGAAUUCUUAUCAAGUUUGGAUCAGGGCGGUGGAGACAACACCAAAAUCUAGUUCACUCGCUGUCUUACAUUUUAUAUAUAAGGAUUGCAAGUAACUAAGUAAAUUUCUG